Haliotis rufescens (red abalone) is the source of this 1379-nucleotide messenger RNA. RefSeq names its product 4-hydroxy-2-oxoglutarate aldolase, mitochondrial-like. The transcript has a single exon. Bases 289 to 1251 code for a protein of 320 amino acids. Gene Ontology annotation, biological process: N-acetylneuraminate catabolic process. The record is from RefSeq and is a predicted model, not a curated record. Gene Ontology annotation, molecular function: N-acetylneuraminate lyase activity; 4-hydroxy-tetrahydrodipicolinate synthase activity. NCBI's taxonomy places the organism in Eukaryota, Metazoa, Mollusca, Gastropoda, Lepetellida, Haliotidae.
CGAGGUCGACCACGUGGUUUUCAGCUCUGCAUGUGCAAUUUGCGUGAGAGAUAGAUCGAGCUUAACUAUAUGUCAAGUCAUGUAGGUCACGACCGUCUGACGCUACAUGCAAAAUUCUAAUGACAAGGCGAAGUGAUUAUAGGUCAGUUGCACCUGUCUUGAAUUUGAAAGUGGGACGUGUAUUACCAGGCUUUGGGGGAUCAAGACGCGGAACACUUGACAGGUGCUGACAGCAAACGCCAUAUAGUGAUCUACUGACGGAUUAAUCUGUUCAUAUCUACAGCAACUAUGAAUACGGUAUCCAGGCUAGUUCGUGCGAUGCUGCCCUCGGCUAAGGCACGCUUGUACAGUUCCACAUCGACUAUGGACAUCAGCGGAAUUUUCCCACCUAUCCCAACCCCUUUCAACGCAGACGAGACAAUCGCAUGGGAUAAACUUAAAUCGAAUAUCGAGAAAUGGAACAAGAUUCCCCUGCGUGGGUAUGUCGUUCAAGGAUCUACCGGGGAGUAUACAUUUCUCACCCCCGAGGAGAGACUUGAGAUGGUAAGACGCGUGAAAGACAUGGCUGGUCCGGGGAAAAUGGUGAUAGCUGGUUCAGGCUGCGAGUCGACGCGUGACACGGUCAAUAUGACCCGGGAAAUGUCGUCUGCUGGAGCAGAGGCUGUUUUAGUCGUGACACCGUCCUACUACAAAGGCCGAAUGACCUCGAACGCUUUCAUCCAACACUACACUCGCGUAGCAGACGACAGUCCCGUUCCGGUGAUUCUGUACAGCGUUCCUGCAAAUACGGGCUUCGAUCUACCCUUUGAUGCCAUUAUCAAGCUAGCCAAACAUCCAAAUGUCAUUGGCAUGAAAGACAGUGGGGGUGACGUCGCAAGAAUUGGCAAUUUGGUGUACAAGACUGCCGAGGAUGAGUUUCAGGUUAUGUCUGGGUCUGCAGGUUUUCUGUACCCUGCUUUUUCAGUAGGGAGUGUCGGAGGUGUGUGUGCCCUGGCUAACGUACUGGGUGGCGAAUUGUGUCAACUUGAGCGGCUUUUCAAGGAAGGGAAGGCGAACGAAGCGAAGCAACUCCAGCACAGGCUGAUAGAGGUCAAUGCCGCUAUAACGAAGGUGUACGGUAUAGCGGGGUUGAAGAAAUCCAUGGAAUGGUUCGGGUUUUAUGGUGGGCCUACACGAUCCCCUCUUCAGCCGUUAACACAGUCCGAAGAAAAGGCCAUGAGAGACACUUUCGCUAGUGCUGGCUUUUUGUGAGGGUCGAACUUCACGUUUGUAACUUAAUCAGAAGGCUUAUGUUGUGUUGACUGGUCUAUUAAUCAAGUGAACUUUAACCAUGAACCUGAAGAUAUAUUUGUUUAUAGAUUACAAAUGCUUUCUAUCUU